AGUGUGAGAAGUAGUACAAAUUGAGUGAGUCCCCUUCACCCCAACCGCCCACUCCCAAGAAAUUGCUCACCUUUUUGCGGUUUGAAGUAUGAACAAUCUUCUGAUAUUGAGAUAUCUGAUCGCCUUUUUGGCUGCAAAAUUACUCCUCUGCUCUACCAUUACUCGAACUCCGUGCUAAGCAAUCAGUAAUCACUCCCUUUCUCACAUGUAAACCAUUUUUCUCUGACGGUAACCUCGCGCUUUCCAUGUGAUAAUGAUGCCACCCCCUUACCCCACACACUACACGCACUGGCGCGCCGAACCUACUUACUCAGUGAGACCACUCACUGCUGUAGCCAAGAAGCAAGAAAACAGGGGGACCCCAUUUCACAUUUAUUGACUGUACGGUUUUCCUUCUGUUGCAGAGAUUUAGGGGGGAGAGUUAAGUAGAUAGAUCGAGCCCGUCAAAGUAAGGAGACCCAGUAAAGGAUAAAGAGGAAAAAAGCUAUUUUUGGAGGUGGGAUUGGUUUUUUUUUUUUUUUGUAUUGGUUCCGAUAAUGAAGGCCAAAGGGGCGUCGGCGGCGGUUGUGCUAAACCCUGUUCCUGUUAUUUCUUUUGAUCACAAGAGGGAUGCUUAUGGGUUUGCAGUGAGACCUCAGCAUGUACAACGAUAUCGGGAAUAUGCUAACAUCUACAAGGAAGAAGAGGAGGAGAGAUCAGAUCGAUGGAAGGAAUUUCUGGAAAGGCAAUCAGAAUCUGGCUUAUUUGAUACCCAUAAUGCUGCAAAUUUGAAUUUUGAAUCAGUGAAUCUAACAGCUGAUGAUAAUUCCAAGAAUGCUGGUGAACCGGAGGAUUCAAAUGAUAAGACUAACCAUGAAAGUUUGAAAAAGGAAAAUGAAGUGCAAUCUGCAACAGAUGUUAAAAUUCACCGCGUACAAAUAUGGACAGAGAUCAGGCCAUCUCUUCGCGCCAUAGAAGAUAUGAUGAGUGCUCGUGUGAAAAAGAAGGACACUUCAAUUAAAAAUGAAUCAGUGCCUGGUGCAGGAAAGCCAAUUCCUCCCCUAGAAGAGGCUAAACCUGGGAAAGGAGCAUCUGAAGACGACUCUGAGGAAGAGUUUUACGAUUUGGAAAGAUCAGAAUCAGAUCCUGUUCAAGACAUAAGUUCAGGAGAUAGUGUUCCUGCUCCAACUGUGGGGGCGGCUCACAAUGCUACUAAUUCAGAAUCUCUACCUCCUUGGAAGGAAGAACUGGAGUGUCUUGUUCAAGGAGGGGUGCCAAUGGCACUAAGGGGCGAACUUUGGCAAGCCUUUGUUGGUGUUAAAGCACGUCGAGUGGAAAAAUACUAUCAUAAUUUGCUUGCUCCAGACAAUUGUGUCAGAAGCAAUAACAAUGAACUGGAGGAUAAGAUUCAUGAGUCAAAUCCAGAAUGUGCAGGUGUACCUGAAAAAUGGAAAGGCCAGAUUGAGAAGGACUUGCCUCGAACUUUUCCAGGCCAUCCUGCUUUAGAUGAUGAUGGUAGAAAUGCUUUAAGGCGUUUGCUUACUGCGUAUGCCCGCCAUAAUCCUUCUGUUGGCUACUGCCAGGCUAUGAAUUUCUUCGCAGGCUUGUUAUUGCUUUUGAUGCCCGAGGAAAAUGCAUUUUGGGCUUUAAUGGGUAUCCUAGAUGACUAUUUUGAUGGCUAUUAUUCAGAAGAAAUGAUAGAAUCUCAGGUUGAUCAACUUGUUCUUGAGGAGUUGGUGCGCGAGAGAUUUCCCAAACUAGUAAACCAUCUGGAUUAUCUGGGAGUGCAGGUGGCAUGGGUGACUGGGCCGUGGUUCCUUACGAUAUUUAUGAAUAUGCUUCCAUGGGAAAGUGUUCUUAGGGUCUGGGACGUACUUCUCUAUGAAGGAAAUCGUGUAAUGCUAUUCCGGACUGCACUCGCUUUAAUGGAGUUAUAUGGACCUGCAUUGGUUACAACCAAGGAUGCUGGAGACGCAGUCACACUGCUUCAGUCGCUAGCAGGCUCCACUUUUGAUAGCAGUCAACUUGUCUUGACAGCUUGCAUGGCUUACCAAAAUGUUAAUGAAAAGAGAUUACAAGAACUGAGAAAUAAACAUCGACCUGCUGUCAAGGCUGCACUGGAAGAAAGAUCGAAGGGGUUUAGAGUUUGGAGGGACUCCCAGGUUCUGGCUUCAAAGUUAUAUAAUUUCAAACAGGCUCCUGAUUCAACAAUGGUAGGAACUGAUAAACCAGAAGGAACGAAUGCUGACAUCAAUGAUAAUGUUUCACACUUGGAUGCUUCAUCUGAUAAUGUGAAUGGGCCAUAUAUGAGCUUGAAUGGUGACAUGGAGGUAGAUCCUGGUAAAGAUCUUCAAGAGCAGGCGGUGUGGCUUAAGGUUGAGCUGUGCAAGCUGCUUGAGGAAAAACGAUGUGCUGAGCUUAGGGCAGAAGAGCUUGAAAUAGCACUAGUGGAGAUGGUUAAGCAGGAUAAUCGGCGACAAUUGAGUGCAAGGGUUGAGCAGUUAGAACGAGAGGUCUCUGAGCUUCGGCAACUACUCAUUGAUAAGCAUGAACAAGAGAAUGCCAUGCUUCAGAUCUUAAUGAGGGUGGAACAAGAACAGAAGGUGGCAGAGGAUGCUCGCAUAUCUGCCGAGCAAGAUGCUGCUGCCCAGAGAUAUGCAGCACAAGUGCUUCAGGAGAAGUAUAAAGGAACAACUGCUGCCCUGGCUGAGAUGGAAAAGAGGGCAGUUAUGGCCGAGUCCAUGCUGGAAGCAACCUUGCAGUACCAGUCAGGGCAAAACAAAGCACUGUCUUCUCCUCGGUAA
This is a messenger RNA of Sesamum indicum (sesame), 2783 nucleotides long. The record is from RefSeq and is a predicted model, not a curated record. NCBI's taxonomy places the organism in Eukaryota, Viridiplantae, Streptophyta, Magnoliopsida, Lamiales, Pedaliaceae.